CAACAAGCACCCAACAUAGGCGGCAGGGACACCAGAUACGGAUCACAAUGGGGAACUGACUCGACACCCUUCGUCCCGAAAUUCACGAAGAGACACGAUGGCGAGGCAACGGCGUCGCGAUGGCGUCGAGCGAUGUUUGGCUCGUAUACCCCUGUAUUUCAGCUAUACCAUCUUGAUUACGACAUGGAUACUCUUCAUGCUGUUUAUCACUCUCGGGGAGGUACUCAUUCGACGCAGAGAGGUCGGACGAUUUCUAGAACAAAUUGUCAUCUAUAACGGACUCUUAUUUAUGACCUUGCUAUCCCUCUACACGACAUCUCAUCGCUCCCCCGGCUCUCCCGACCAGUCCCUCGCCCCGCCGCUCGCUCGACCCCCAGUUGCUCCCUCUCCCCUCCCCGAUUUCAGUCCUCCCAGCUCCAAUCGUCACCGAACCAUCAGCCAUUCUGAAGGAGAUGCGGAAAAUGGGGAAAUUCACGAAGACGACGUACCGCUGCGAUAUCUCAGAAAUUCAAAUUGGACGUCAAAGCGGUGGGAGAAAGACAGGCCUUCGCCUCUUCCUCUGCGAUCAGGCGUGCGGUAUCCUCCUGAUGCCCCCAAACGGUCUCCUUCUCCAACCAAUUUGUCCAGUCAUACAGCAUCAACUGAACGUAGCGACUUCUCCCCCUUCCCAUUGAGCGCCAAUCCUCUAUUGCCUCACUCUGCGGAAGAAACGGGCGAAGACGACAGUCAAGAACGUAUCAUCCACGUCACCGACGAAGCUUUGGGAGAUACCGAGGAGAACACUUCUCUUCUUCCGAAGGAGAAUGGGGAUGUAAGAGUGAGUCUGAUGGCGAAGGGUAGUAAUGGGGGAGCAAGGUGGUGCAAGAAGUGCGAUGGGUGGAAGCCGGAUAGAUGUCAUCAUUGUCGGCAGUGUGACCGAUGCGUGCUCAAAAUGGAUCAUCAUUGUCCUUGGGUGGGUUCUUGUGUCGGAUAUCACAAUUAUAAAUCGUUUCUUCUCUUCAUCACAUACGGUACCCUCCUCGCCAUCUACUCUGUCUUUGAAACAAGCUACGAGACCUAUCGCUUCUUUUCCGACCCCGACGCGGCAGUCUCGCAUCGCAGGCCGUCUAAUAGCAACUCGACCGUGCUCGAUGACGCCAAGAAUGCACAUAUGAGUGACUGGUCUAACGAUAUCGGCCUCUCACCGGCGGUCUUCAUGAUGCUCACGAUUUUGGGGGUGUUUAUAGGGCUAUCCCUGGGCGGGUUGGCUUGUUUCCAUUGGUGGCUUGCAGCGCAUAACCAAACGACGCUCGAAAACAUCACCCACUCAUACCCCUCCGCCCUUCUCGACCUCCCCUCUCCUCACUCUCCUUCCUCUCCCUCUUCCUCCUCACCUCAACCAGGAGACCGCAAUACGUCCUCCUCUCGUCAAUCAUACCCGGAACCGGGGCGCUGGAAGCCGGAUCACAUGCUUACUCGCAGAGAACGCGAGAGGCUGAGGCAUGAUGCGAAAGAAAUCAAUGUCUACGACUUGGGAUGGAGGAAGAAUUUAAGAAGAGUGUUCUUCGGGGAGGAAGAGGUUGGGGUGUGGGGUAUUUUGGCGGCUUUGUGGCCUAGGGCGGGUAGAUCUAGAGAUGCAAGAGCUGGACAUUACUUUGAAUUUGACGCGAAGGCGUUUGAGAAGCUCAAGGCGGUGACGAUCGAAUUGAGGUAUGGAGCGGUGAAGGAUGAGUUGGAGGAUUCGGAUACGGAGGAAAGCGAAGAUGAGGACGGUUGGGAAGGGGACGGAGAUGGCGGAGUGGCGAGCAAGGAUAGGGAUGGCGGCGAUCGAGUAUGAGGACGGUAUAGCUCAGAGAGGUGAUACUCGUAUUGCGAGUUGAGAGCAGCAUCUGUAUCUGUGCAACGUGUGCAACGAUGUCUUUGGAGUAUGUCCUAUCAGGUAGUUAGACUGGGCCCUUUUAGCGUACGACAAUUCAUCACAGAACUCGUCAUAACAAUCUCGACUAUUAUGAACGAUGUAAGAUCAG
This is a messenger RNA of Cryptococcus amylolentus CBS 6039, 2006 nucleotides long. RefSeq lists its product as hypothetical. Gene Ontology annotation, molecular function: protein-cysteine S-palmitoyltransferase activity. Gene Ontology annotation, cellular component: endoplasmic reticulum; Golgi apparatus. NCBI's taxonomy places the organism in Eukaryota, Fungi, Basidiomycota, Tremellomycetes, Tremellales, Cryptococcaceae. The coding region runs from base 98 to 1816 and encodes 572 amino acids. The transcript is spliced from 8 exons. The record is from RefSeq and is a predicted model, not a curated record. Gene Ontology annotation, biological process: peptidyl-L-cysteine S-palmitoylation; protein targeting to membrane.